AUGGACUCAUUUUAGAUUGAUAACAAAAUGUCUAAUAGUGAUAAAGCCCAAAAAGCUCUCUAAAAGUAAAAAAAAAAUGAGGAAAAUAUUUAAAAAAAGAUUGAUAAAUAUGGAUUUCAAAAAUAAGUCCAAUAGUUGGUAAGUAAAGGAUUUAGUGACAUGAAAGGUAUUCUUAAAGCAUUAAAAAAGAGCAAAGGAGAUGUUGACCUAGCAAGUUAAAUACUUGCUAUAGCUAUAAAUGAAUAAAAUCCAAGUGAUGAAUUAAUUGCCUUACAGUAAUCGGUAGGCUAAGAUUAAAGAAAAAAUAAAAUAAUGAGGUAAAUCAAAGGAUCAAACAUACCUGACUAAGUCAAAUAAGAAUUUAUAAAUAGUGAAAAUAUUAGCAAGAUAAAUGAAAAAAUAAAUAGAAACAAUCGAGUCGACAGAGAAAACAGAGGUAUCAAAAAUAAAAGGUUUUAGGUUUAAAAAGAAGAGGAAGAAGAAAUCAAAUAAGAUGAUGCUAGAAAGCGUGAUAAUUAAAGUGAUAAAUCUAGUAUUCUACUUUCAUAGAAUUAUGAUUCCUUAAAAAAUGAAUUCUUAAUUGAAGAAUAUAAUGGAUAGCUUGAUUAAUUUAAAUUAUUCCAUGAAGAAAUGCAAAAGAGAGGUUUUAAUGAUAAAAGAAAAAACUUCAAAGCUUUUAAAAAGAAUUCUGGUGACUAAAAUUUGGCUCUUUAGCAAUUAGAAAGGAAGAAGCAAAGAGGAUAGCUCAAAUUAGUGUAAAACUUAGAAAAAGGAUAGUUCUUGAAAGUUUACAUAGACUGUGAUAAUUGCUAUUAUUUAGAAAAAUGUUUCUCUAAAUUCGCAAUUAAAGGAGAUUUUAUGGUUAUUGAAGAAAAAAUAGCCACAUUAAUGAAAGUUUUUUAGAGAAACUAUGAAAACAUAGAAGUAAUACUAAUUUUCAGUGAUUCUCAGUUGCUAAAAAAUCGAAGAUAGAUGUCUCUCUUCAUUAAUAAAUCUUUCUAAAUUCUUUCUGCUAUUCCAUAAUUUAGAUCAACAAAAGAGCUCUAUAAUUAGCUCUUAGAUAGUAUGAGCUAAUAGCCUAAUGAAAAGAGUCUCUUUAUUUCUAGUAAUAGGAUGCUUUAAUCUCUCCUAAUUGAAAAAAAUGUUAAAAAUAUUAUGGAAUCUCAGAGAUUUUUCAAAAUCUUAUAAGAUGAUCUGAUAGGCAUUGAAGAAUAUGCAGCUAUUCUUUGUAUUUGA
Messenger RNA from Tetrahymena thermophila SB210, 1236 nucleotides. Its product is annotated as UBA/TS-N domain protein. The transcript has 2 exons. Lineage: Eukaryota; Ciliophora; Oligohymenophorea; Hymenostomatida; Tetrahymenidae. The record is from RefSeq and is a predicted model, not a curated record. Gene Ontology annotation, molecular function: protein binding.